AAUUUUCGUCUUCUUCCUUCUUGCUCUCUGCAACAAUACCAACAAAGAGACCCUGCUGUUUCAUCGAUCGAGUCCGUAAUCGCGUACCCCGCUGUGUAUCUCGCGUACCUAGAUUACGUGAAUCAAGUCGCGCACACAACCACUCAGCAAUUUACCCACCCUAACACCAUAAAGACACCAAAGGUCUCCUUCAAUCGUCGGUAGAAGCAUCCAGCAUUACCCAGCGAACAUGGCCCACCCUGCAACUUCUGCCAUCACCAUGGCCUUUGAUUCUUCAUCCUACACCGGCGGCAUGGCCAAACACUCUACCGUCAGCAACCUCUCUGCUGCUGUGGCCAGACACGGUGCCGGCAUGCCACUCACACCCCCUAACUCCGUAUCUCCGGGCUUGCCUGCAGUCGCGCAGGCCGGCCUGCUCUCGCCGCCUCCCAUUCGUAUCGACGAAGAGGACGGCUCUCGUUCGGCUCUUCCCCUCAGCAAGGGCGCUCUUUCGGGGCUGGACGCCUCGCAGUCCAUUACCGCGUCCAUGCUUGCAAAGCACCAUUUGCCAGGCAUCAUGCUCGGACAUGGACCUGUCGCGAUCAGGCACGUCAUGGCCUGUUUGACGCAGUCCGUUCCUGGAUUCUCGCGCAUACCACCAGCAAAGGCACGCAGGUUGGUUGUCGCAGCCUUGGAGAACAGGGCGGGCGGUGGUGCUGAUGGCGGCGUCGUGUUUGAAAAGGUAGGAUGGGGCAGAUGGGACGCACACACAAAGGGCGAACGCCCUGAUCUGAGCUCAAGCUAUCGAGCCGGAAAGCUUUCCCCGCCACCCAGCGAGCCCGGAAGUUAUGCUGCCUCGUACUCGGGAUCAGGCUUUCCUGGCUCAUUCAAACCCCAGGAAGGCCAUCAGCUCAACAGUUGGGCAGAGUCAUCGAUGGCUUCCCAUUACGACGACCACCUAGAGAACAUGAGCAUGGAAGAGAACGAGGCAGACAAGAUGUCUCUCGAUGGCUCCUCAUCAGCCAUGUCUGAGGACGACUCCGUGACUUCCGAUAGUGAGGGCGACGAGACCGAAGAAGAGGAUUGGGCUGCGAUGGGACCAGAUGCUUUGCGCAAGGCUUCCGUGUCAACAGCGGCCUCUCCUGGUACCAGAAGAAACUACAACCUGAUCAGUAUUCCAGGAUCCUUGCACGAAGCACGAACAGCAUCUGUGUAUGGAAGUGCUGGCGGCGCUAGGUCGUCACUCUUAGCAAGAUCGACACCUCAGUUCGCCAGAAGGCCAUCCGCAAUGAGUUAUACUCAGCACCGAGGUAGUGUCAACCAGGUCCCUCCUAGUCAUGGCACCACUCCGAUGGAAAUCGACCGGACUACUCAGGAGCGUGAAGCCAUCGAGGCCCUCUUGCGUAUGGGCUCAGCAUAGGCGAUGGUUGAUGGCCGCUAAGUGGAUGUCCUCGUUCCAUCUAUUUCUUCUCCUUGUGGGUUCGAUGGUCGUUUUGUCUUUCGUCUCGGCUGGUAGACUCUGCGUGGGUCCUGGAUUGACAUGGGUGGCGUCUUUUUUUUUUGGUUUACGUUGUUGCGGCAUCUCCAUUCUUGUUGUCCCUGUUGUUAAGGCGAGCAUUUUUUUUUAUGUUUGUGACGAUGGCAUGCAUGAGAGAUGAUUGAAAGAGAGAAUAUGCAAAUAAUCAAGGAGGGUUGGAAACGAGAAUGAUGACCAGCGAAGGUGGAGAAGAAGGUCUUGAGCUCGCACCUACUGUCGAUAUCGCAAGCG
This is a messenger RNA of Aureobasidium subglaciale EXF-2481, 1747 nucleotides long. RefSeq lists its product as uncharacterized. The record is from RefSeq and is a predicted model, not a curated record. Gene Ontology annotation, cellular component: nucleus. Gene Ontology annotation, biological process: positive regulation of transcription from RNA polymerase II promoter by glucose. Gene Ontology annotation, molecular function: sequence-specific DNA binding. Bases 230 to 1399 code for a protein of 389 amino acids. The transcript has 3 exons. NCBI's taxonomy places the organism in Eukaryota, Fungi, Ascomycota, Dothideomycetes, Dothideales, Saccotheciaceae.